GUCUGUCUUCGGGACUCUUCAAGAAUCUCCAGGUUGCCAUUCACCGUCGCUACACAUCAAUGGUGAAAGACGUCAUUGCCAUUUCCGAUGACGAGGAUACCGCCUCUUCAGCCGACCUGGGACCAUCGCGACCCAGCGCUAAAACACUGGGCAAACGGAGACUCAGCUUGUCCGAGGCGGAGGAGAAGGUCGAGUGGACCGAUGAUUCAGACGAUGCCUACACAAACUUCAAGAAUCGAGCAAAAAGGCGCUCGACUGGAAGGGGAAGGAAACCUGCGGGAAAAUCCGGAGAUGCGCGAAAGAAGGAGAAGAAGACAACUACCUCUGGCUCGAAAUCCGCGGUGAAGGACGUGGGCAAGUCGGGCGCCGCCGUGGAUGAUUAUGCCGAUGCCGAUAUACCCGAGUACCUGCGACAACGACGUAGGGAGUUUGACCAGGCGCGGGAUACCUUGAGAGAAGCCGGGUUGAAGCUGCCGCCCGAUUUCGCCGACAUUGAUUUCUCAGACGACGAACGUCUCCAGACCUUGGACGAGCGGCCAAAGUUCGAUGACAGCAGCGGCAUCAAGCCCUCGCGGGAGCAUAAAGAGAUUGAGUUGGAAUGCUCGGCUGGCUUGAUACCCGCCUCUAUUGCGCAGUACCUGCGUGACUACCAGAUUGUCGGAGUCAGGUUCCUCCACCAGCUGUUCGUCUACCAGAAAGGCGGCGUCCUUGGGGAUGACAUGGGUCUGGGAAAGACUGUUCAAGUCGCCGCAUUUCUUGCCGCGGCAUUUGGCAAGAGCGGAGACGAGCGCGACGCCAAGAGGAUGCGCAAGAUGCGCCGUGCUGGUGACCAUUGGUAUCCUAGAGUGCUAAUAGUCUGUCCCGGCUCAUUGAUUCGCAACUGGAAGAAUGAGCUGAAUCGCUGGGGCUGGUGGCAUGUGGACUUGUACCAUGGAGCUGACAAAGAGGACGUUCUGCAAACGGCUCGCGCGGGGAGACUCGAGAUCAUGAUUACCACAUACGUGACAUACAAAAAUAACCAAAGGGCCGUUAACGCUAUCCAGUGGGAUGCCGUGGUCGCAGACGAGUGCCAUGUCAUGAAGGACCGCCUAUCGGAGACAACUCGGGCAAUGAACGAGGUGAAUGCUCUCUGCAGAAUCGGACUCACCGGAACAGCUAUCCAGAACAAGUACGAGGAACUCUGGACUCUCCUCAACUGGACCAACCCCGGGCAUUUUGGGACGAUCGCCGAAUGGAGGCAGACUAUUAGCAAGCCCCUGACCGUCGGCCAGUCACACGAUGCCACCCUUCACCAGCUCAGUGUGGCACGGAAGACAGCGAAAAAGCUGGUGCAGAAUCUGCUCCCGGAAUUCUUCUUGCGCCGCAUGAAGACCCUCAUUGCGAACCAACUGCCCAAGAAGAGCGACAAGGUGGUCUUCUGUCCCCUCACCGAUGGUCAGAGGGAGGCUUACGGGAAUUUUCUUGAGGGAUUUAAUGUAUCCCUCAUCAAUUCCGUGGCUGACCCAUGCCCAUGUGGCUCUGGCCGAAAAAGGGGGUGGUGCUGCUACUCGAACCUGCCGAAUGGGAAGCCGUGGCAGGCGAUCGUCUUUCCGACGGUCAUCACGCUGCAGAAGCUCGCAAACCAUCUUACCCUCCUUAUCCCCUCGUCGAGCGACCCGACCGACAAACAGAAGUCGGAGCUAAACACACUGCAGACCUGCGUCCCAGACAACUGGGAGGAGCUUUACCGCAAUCGAGACUCGAUAAUGAAUCUUGCCAAUCCCGAAUUCUGUGGGAAGUGGAAGGUUCUGAAGAAGCUCCUCCGUUUCUGGCACGAGAAUGGCGACAAGGUCCUCGUCUUCUCCCAUAGCGUGCGACUGCUGCGCAUACUGCAACAUCUCUUUCACAACACCAGCUACACCGUCAGCUAUCUGGACGGGUCCCUGGGUUACGAGGAACGCCAGAGGGUCGUAGAUGACUUCAACUCGGAUCCCGGCCAAUUCGUCUUUCUUAUAUCCACCAAAGCUGGGGGCGUGGGACUGAAUAUCACGUCGGCGAAUAAAGUUGUCAUAUUCGACCCGCACUGGAACCCGUCUUUCGAUCUCCAGGCUCAAGAUCGGGCCUACAGAAUCGGCCAGGUCCGCGACGUUGAUGUCUUCAGGCUGAUCUCGGCCGGUACGAUCGAGGAGAUCGUCUACGCGCGACAGAUAUACAAGCAACAGCAGGCGAACAUCGGCUACAAUGCUUCAAACGAACGUCGUUAUUUCAAGGGCGUCCAGCAAGACAGCGACCGGAAGGGGGAGAUAUUCGGCCUCUCCAACCUCUUCACCUUCCAGGCAGACCAGAUCGUCCUCCGAGACAUCGUCAACAAGACGAACAUCGCCGAGGCGAAGGCGGGUGUCAACCUCACGGACAUUGACAUAGAGAAGAUAGAGAAGAUAGAGAAGAUCGAGAAGAUCGAGAAGGACGAGGAUGACGCCCUCACACAGGUCAAGAAGGAAGAAGUUGACGACGACGACGGCCCCGGCGGACUGGGCCAGCUCGCCGAGCUCCUGACGGCGGAGAACAAGGAGGACCUUCUCGACGCGAAGAAGCAGGCCGGAAGGCCCCCCAAGAGCGACGCCAUCGCCGCCAUCCUCGCCUCGGCAGGCGUCGAGUACACGCACGAGAACUCGGAGGUCGUCGGGUCGAGCAGGGUCGAGGCGCAGCUGUCGCGGCGCGCCGAGAUGGCCGGCGCAGACGGCAGCCAGUACGACCCCCGGGGCGACGACGGCGCGCUAUUCGCGGACAGCCAGGUCGCCGGCGGGGCCGCGGGGGGGUCGGGGGGCGCCGGGUUCAGCUACAACCCGCCAGCCGGCGUGAUGAGGCGCCAGUUCUGCUCCAUGGCGAGGGAGUUUGGGUUCCUGAGCGCCACGGACUUUGCGCUGGUCGUCGAGAGCUGGACAGCGGAGCAGAGGAGGAACUGCCUCGAGACGUUCUACAAGCGGAGGGAGGCGAGGUUGCUCGAGCUGGAGUUGGAGUGCAGCACGGACUCGAGUUUAUGAUGUGGAGUUGUUACAGGAGUGGGUAGCUAGG
This is a messenger RNA of Phialemonium atrogriseum, 3054 nucleotides long. RefSeq names its product P-loop containing nucleoside triphosphate hydrolase protein. The transcript has a single exon. NCBI's taxonomy places the organism in Eukaryota, Fungi, Ascomycota, Sordariomycetes, Cephalothecales, Cephalothecaceae. The coding region runs from base 60 to 3023 and encodes 987 amino acids. Gene Ontology annotation, molecular function: ATP-dependent chromatin remodeler activity; ATP binding. The record is from RefSeq and is a predicted model, not a curated record.